UUCGCCUGACAUCACUGUGGUGGGCGUGGCCAAGCGUCAACACAAUCGGUCACAACAAGCACAUGGAAAAAUGGAAAAUCAAAGUGCGUUUAAAGGAAGAAAGGGUCUAAAGAUGAAUCAGUGGAGUGAGGAGCGAAUGAAAGCUGCAAUAGAUGAGUAUAAAGCACAGGCUGAGUCCGGGCAGAAGCCUGCACUACGAUUGCUGGCAAGGAAGUGGAACGUGCCGAAAACGACCCUUCAGAGACGCGUGAAAGGCCUCGUCGAGGGAUCCGAGCAUGCAUCUGGAAGAAAGCCAUUCAUCCCUGUUGAAUCUGAGCGGGAGUUAGCGCGCCUUCUCGCCUCGCUUUCAGAGAGAGGCUUCUCGUUGAGGAAGACUGAUGUCCAGUCUCUUGCUUUCGAGUUCGCCAAGAUAAAUGGCAUCAGAGGGUUUUCAGAAGAGAAGCAAAAGGCGGGCUAUUACUGGUUCGAGGGCUUUAUGAAGCGAAACCCCGGGCUGAAAAUAAAGAAACCUGAGACUACAUCACCAGCUACAAGAAUGAAUGAAGAAGAGCUGGGGAAAUGGUUCACAACUUACAAAAUCACCCUGGAUGCUUUGGGAAUCAAAGACAUCCCUUCACAUAUUUGGAAGUGUGAUGUAUCAGGAAUACAAGAUGUGUUCUCCUCUCAUCAAUCUGUCGAGGAAAGAGAAGAUCCCUGCAUUCAGAUCACAACCGAGGAGGAAACAGCCUCAACUAUACUAGCAGCAUUCAACGCCAGUGGUGUGUUUGCUCCUCCACUUAUCAUUUCUAAAGGAAUCAAGGUGAGAAAUGAGUGCAUGAAUGAAAACAUGUGCAUGAGAGCAUCAGAUGAUGGCUGGAUAACAGCAGAGCUGUUCCUUGAGUGGGGGGAAAUGUUUGUGGCACAGCUCCCGAAAGAUGACUCCAGGCCCCACCUUCUCCUCCUCGAUGGCCAAAGCAGCCACGUCUUCAACCUCAGCUUCCUCAAUCUCAUGAAGCAGAACGAUGUGGAGGUCAUAUGCUAUCCUGCACCGCAGCCAGCUCUGUGUAGGAGCCUCAAACUCAACUGGUGUGAAGCGAGUCGCAAGUGGAAUCAGCAGUGUGUGGGAAUGAAGUUGGCCGAAGCACAUCAUUGUUCUGUUUUCAUGGAAGCGUGGAAGAAAACCGCCACUGUGGAAAGAGCCAAGGAUGUGUUCAGAACAACAGGAAUGUUCCCGAUAAACGAGUUUACCUCCAUUGGGCAUGAAAGCACCACGCCAUCCACUGAAGACGCUGCACAUUGCAGCACCGAGAGCAGCUCUCAUGAGCCUCCAGCUGUUGAAGUGGCAUCCUUCAAAGACUUUGUGGUCAUACAAAAGAGUCACAGGGGUGUAAAGACAGUACCAUAUUUACAAAGAAACUCAGAAUACCUUCUUUAUGAUGAACAUUUUAAACAAAAAAAUGAACUGAAUAAAGCCGCCGUCUCCUAUAAAUGCAGGGGCUGCUUCAUAAACCACUGCUCGAGCGACGAUCCGAGAGCUUCUGAAGCGUGGAUCAGAUGCAGCAACUGUAAGGCCUGCUACCACGAGUCUUGUGCGGAAGAGGAUGGGAUAUAUGAAUGGGUUUAUGAUGGAGAUGGUAAUAAGCGAUUAAACUAAAGGGUGAAAAAAAAGCAUAAUUUGAGAACAAGAAAACACAACGACAGAAUAUACCAUUUAGGUUCAUUCAGUCACAACAGUCUAGUGGUGUUUAAAUAAAAUCUGUGUUGAAAUAAAAAAAGUGUUGUUAGAAUAACAAAGA
This is a messenger RNA of Carassius gibelio (silver crucian carp), 1775 nucleotides long. RefSeq lists its product as uncharacterized. Gene Ontology annotation, cellular component: nucleus. The transcript has 2 exons. Bases 71 to 1633 code for a protein of 520 amino acids. Gene Ontology annotation, molecular function: DNA binding. The record is from RefSeq and is a predicted model, not a curated record. Lineage: Eukaryota; Metazoa; Chordata; Actinopteri; Cypriniformes; Cyprinidae.